AUAUCAGGAACGGGACUGACUCCCAGUCACAAGUCUCACUGCCGACAGCCGAGCACAGAGGAGCAGUCCUUUGUCUUCACAUUGCUAGCCGCCAGGAAGUCGCGCGCGGCAACCGCGAGACUGAUGCCGGACAAUUGUGGGAGAUUUGGAAGAUCAUAAACAAAAGUUUAUAAUUUCUUUCUUUGGAAGAAAGAGGGAAAUCACAAAAGACUUCAACUUCAUCUUCUCCGACAUCCGUACUUUCAUCCCGUAAUUCGCAUAUCAGCCCUGUUAGUAGAAAUAGCAUGUGUGCAUAGUUUUGCUAUAAUAAAAAUGGGUCAAAUAUGUUCCUACUUGAGGAAAUUUCUGUGUCGGAAAUUUCUGUGUCCUAAAGCAAAAACAAUAACAAUAACACCAAGAGAUGAUCAUCAAGCCAAUGACUUAACAAUUCCUUUUAUAAAUACUCAUGAGAAGCAAUUAGAAAGCCACUACAUCGACAUAUAUGAUCAUCAUAUUCAUGGUGAGCCAAUAUCGGGUUCGAGCACCGUUGAAACCAUUGAAAGUCAUUACAACAACUUGGAUGUUCUAAUUACUCCUCACGUUGUGGUUGAUUUGAAGAGUGGUAAUGAAGAAGAUGUGACGACGACGACGAACAAGAAAAGAAAGGAAUUAGUCAUAGAUGAUGGUGAUGAGCAAGUAAUACCAGAAAUUGUCUUGGAAAAAAAUGUUACUACUACCGUUGUUAAUCGUUUGCCUAGUGUUCCAAAAGAAAUAUUAAGGAAAAUAGGACCGUACACUAGCGCACAGAGAAUACUACUCGUUGGUGAGGGUGACUUCUCUUUCUCCUCUUGUUUGGCUGUUGCUUUUGGUACUUCGCAUAAUAUAACUGCCACUUCUCUCAACUCUGAAGACUUUCUGAUCAGUAACUACGCAAAAUUCUUGACCAACAAAGCAAAGCUUGAGACUCGAGGCAGCAUGGUCCUUCAUGAAGUUGACGCCACGAUUAUGGUGAAACAUCCCAUUAUUGGCAGCAUGGUAUUCGAUCGUAUCAUCUACAAUUUUCCACAUACUGGCCAAUUUGGUAUGACUGACGCUGAACGGCGGUAAGCGAUAUUUUUUUGGUUUUAAACAGCUAGAAUCUAGAACAGUAGUGAGUAUAGUGACUGGUUUUCGAGUCCGAAAUUGAUAUAUCUCCCGUUACGCGGAUAACCCAAUAGAAUAAAAUAAUUAAAACCUAAUUAACUUUGCCGAGCUGAACUAACUUCACGCGUUAUUAAUGUUUAUCAGUUUUAUCUCUAGUGGAUAGAUUAUUCAUUGUGCGUUGGGAAAGAAUUAAGUAUACUUUUGGGUAUUGAACUUGAGAUGUAUUUGCAGUUUACUCACCUAAACUUUAAAAAUUGCAGUUUGUUCACUCAAAGUACUUUAGGACUAAUCAACUCUAAUUUUGGAGCAUUUUUUUUGAACAAUGGGUCGGCAGUUUUCCGGGUUGAGUCCAAUGGACACCAUAACAUCAUUGUUAAUUUUUGACGGUUCAAAUCAAAAUUUGGUGAGGGGUUUUUUGAAGAACGCAAAGAAGAUGAUCGGAGAAUAUGGUCAAAUACACAUCACCUCGAAAUCGAAUGGAUUUUUUCUUCGGUGGGAUAUACCAAAGAUUGGAAGAGAUGAAGGAUUAAAACUUAUCCUCGAAGUGAACUUUAAACGUAGCGACUAUCCUGGCUAUAGCACCAAGUAUGGGUUUGGAGGAGACAAGAACUUCAAUUGUAAUCCCAGCAAAACCUAUAAGUUUGGUCUUUCACUUUCAUGAAAAUUCUGAUAUCUCAAAAUAAAACAAAAAAGACUAAUGCAACAACUUAUUUGGCAUGAUCUAAGUAAAGCUUUUUCUUGGUUUUUCAGAAUCAAUUAUCUAUAUGUCCUUCGAUUUGGUUUUUCAGAGGGAGUAAGACUUUGUUCUUUUGGACUGAACUAAACUUAAUUCGUCCAAACUGAUCUAAAUUGAAAUUGUGUAAGAGGAAAAUAAUUAAACUGAACUUGUUUGAAUUAGAUUGAA
Messenger RNA from Beta vulgaris subsp. vulgaris (sugar beet), 2026 nucleotides. RefSeq lists its product as uncharacterized. The transcript is spliced from 3 exons. Gene Ontology annotation, biological process: rRNA base methylation. Gene Ontology annotation, cellular component: cytoplasm. The coding region runs from base 313 to 1086 and encodes 257 amino acids. NCBI's taxonomy places the organism in Eukaryota, Viridiplantae, Streptophyta, Magnoliopsida, Caryophyllales, Amaranthaceae. Gene Ontology annotation, molecular function: rRNA (uridine-N3-)-methyltransferase activity. The record is from RefSeq and is a predicted model, not a curated record.